Messenger RNA from Octodon degus (degu), 4320 nucleotides. RefSeq names its product KIT ligand (gene Kitlg). Gene Ontology annotation, cellular component: plasma membrane. The transcript is spliced from 10 exons. Gene Ontology annotation, molecular function: stem cell factor receptor binding; cytokine activity. Lineage: Eukaryota; Metazoa; Chordata; Mammalia; Rodentia; Octodontidae. Gene Ontology annotation, biological process: cell adhesion; positive regulation of cell population proliferation. The record is from RefSeq and is a predicted model, not a curated record. Bases 178 to 996 code for a protein of 272 amino acids.
CGAGCUGGGACCAGGAGCGCCGCUGCAGGCACGGGCCGUGGAGAGGGCGCUGCGCUCGGGCUGCCCAAUGCUUGGACUAUCUGCCGCCGCUACCCGUGCAAUAUGCUGGAGCCCCAGAACAGCUAAACGGAGUUGCCACACCGCUGCCUGGGCUGGAUCGCAGCACUGCCUUUCCUUAUGAAGAAGACACAAACUUGGAUUAUCACCUGCAUUUAUCUUCAACUGCUCCUAUUUAAUCCUCUCGUGAAGACUAAAGAGAUCUGCGGGAAUCCUGUGACUGAUAACGUAAAAGACAUCACAAAAUUGGUAGCAAAUCUUCCAAAAGAUUAUCUGAUAACCCUCGACUAUGUCACCGGGAUGGACGUUUUGCCUAGUCAUUGUUGGUUGCGCCAGACGGUAAUGCAGUUGUCAGUCAGCUUAACUAAUCUUCUGGACAAGUUUUCAAAUAUUUCUGAAGGUCUGAGUAAUUACUCUAUCAUAGACAAACUUGGGAAGAUAGUGGAUGACCUUGUGGAGUGCAUGGAAACCUCAUUUAAGAAUGUAAAAGAAUCAUCCAAAAGGCCCGUGCCAAGGAAUUUUACUCCUGAAGAGUUCUUUAGAAUUUUUAAUAGAUCCAUCGAUGCCUUCAAGGAUUUUACGGUGCCAUCUGAAACUAGCGAUUGUGUGCUUUCUUCAACACUAAGUCCCGAGAAAGAUUCCAGAGUCAGUGUCACAAAACCAUUUAUGUUACCCCCUGUUGCAGCCAGCUCCCUUAAGAAUGACAGCAGUAGCAGUAAUAGCAAAUUUGCAGAUUCCUCUGGAGACUCCAGCCUGCAGUGGGCAGCCAUGGCCUUGCCGGCGUUCUUCUCUCUUGUGAUUGGCUUUGCUUUCGGAGCGCUAUACUGGAAGAAGAAACAACCAAGUCUUACAAGAGCUGGUGAAAAUAUACAGAUUAAUGAAGAAGAUAAUGAGAUAAGUAUGCUGCAAGAAAAAGAGAGAGAGUUUCAAGAAGUGUAAUUGUGGCUUGUUUCAACACUGUUACCUUCAUGCAGUGGCUGGUAACAGUUCAUGUAUGCUUCAUAAAUGAAGCAGCUUUAAACCAACUCCUAUUCUGUCUGAAGUGACAGACUUCAUGUUUAUCCGUUCUUGCUACCCGUGACUUUCUAUGGAUGACUCAGAACUUGGAACAGAGUGUUUUACUGUGAAACUGGCACUGAAUCAAUCAUCUAUAAAGAAGAGCUUGUAUGGAGCAGGACUCUAUUUUAAGGACCAGAGGGUCUUGUGGUCUCAUUCAGAACUUGCAAGUGAUGAUGGCAGAGAAGGCAUGUGUCCCAGUUCGCACGCACCAUUCGCUUGGUUCCAGAGUUGGUCUAAGUGCUGAGCAAGCACACAGCUUUACUCUUCAGUUACAAUCUUCAGUCUGUAGUUAUAUAGUUAUCCCAGUCUCUGAAAGUAAGUUUCAGCCUGGUUAGUGGAGGGAAUGACUUUUUCUCAAAGGGAUCUAGAAAACAACAUGAAAAAACAAAAACUCAGUAGCGUCAGCCACUGUCCAGUGUGGAAAGCAGUUGGAAGGGCAGCAGGCAUGUCAGCCUGGUAGUUGCUGGUUGAUGAGAGGUGUCUGACUUUGAUCUCUCCCUGACAUAGACCAGGCACAUGCACAUCCCACUAGAGAAAUGGAUAUGGUUGGCUGGUGCUCUCUGUGUGGGGGAGUCAGUCCUGAAUUAGCACAGCGCUGCCUGGGCUUAGGAAAGCCUUUCCCAAGGAGUCAUCGCAGGAAGAAGCCGUGAAGCCUGACCGGCAGAACGUGCCUAGGAGGACCUUUGGCAUCCCCAGCAGUGUCAGCCUUUGGCCUUGGCUACUCUAGAGUGUAUAAAUUGUGUUUGCAAAUUAUAUUAUGACAUGUUUAUACUCUAAAACUAUUACAGAGUUAUGUAAGUGGAUGUGGGGAAAAUGCUGAAUGUAUGAUGGUCCCAUUUUCAAUUUCUACCAUGGGAGAGAGUAAAAGUAAAUUAUGAUACUUAGUAUGUAAGGUUAGAAAAUCACACCCCCAUGCUAAUAUGGGUGUUGAAAACUAGCUUACUUGUCUUUUACAAUAAUGCAAGGAAUCAGGAAACUUUAGUUAUUUAUAGUAUAAUCACCAUUAUCUGUUUAAAGGAACAAUUUAUUUAAAAUCAGGCACCCUAUAUCCAUUAGGGUUUAUGAAAUAAAAAUGAAAAGAAAGCUUUAUAUAAUUAUGCAUGUCAGUUUGCUAAUUAAAAUACUUGACAGCAUUCGUCAUGUUAAGAAUGAAUUUGACCAGAAUUCCCAAGAUGGACGUUGUGCUUUUAAAGUAAAAUUUUUAGGCCAUUAUGUUAAUUCCCCUUGUCAAUUUUUUAAUAGUGAAAAGGAUACCUUAAUAAAGUCAAAUAGCAAUUUUUCUAUAUUUUAUUGUGAUGAAAAUUCUUUUAACAUGUGAACAAAUACCUAAAAGAAUCUAAAGCCUCUCCAUCAAACUUAAUCUUUGUAAUAACGUCAUUGCCAUGGGUUAUAAACAUAAGAGCACCAUUUUUAAUAUUGUUCAACAAAGGGGCAUGGAAAAUCUAAACGCUAGCUUCUCUUUGAUUUUAAAUAUCAAGAAUUUCUCAUAUAGUUGGAUUUUAGCUUAUAUUCAGCACUAAUCCAGAUACAAUUUAUUGUGUGGCCUUUGCUCUUUGCUCUUUUUUAUGCCAAAGAGCUCAGAUGAUUUCUAUGGUUUUCUUCUUCUUCAAAGUGCUGUGCUUCCUCUAGUGUGGGUUAUUACUCUAAGAGUCAACACAAGUCCACUGGGAAGCUGUGUUAACUUUUCAGGCCCUCAGACAUCCCAUGGUACAACUGGUUAGUGAUAAAAUUAAGGAUCGGUUUAAUUGCUGAAAGGACUUAUUGAUGUGUGGUAUUGUUUUGAGGAAAAUAGGCAUAGGUUAACUUGACUUACAUGUGUAGGUGGUGUAUAGAUUGACAAGAUUGAUAGUCUCAGGCUAGUGGUUUGGUUUAUUUAUCCAGUGAUUUCAGUUUGUUUGGGUAUAUGGAAAUGCUGUCCUCAGAGCUUGAGAAUACAAGAAAUACACUUUUGUUCUUAAAGCUAGUAGUGUGGGUUUAACAUCAAGAAAAAUGGUCUUAAUAGAAUUAAGUAAACCAAUUUAGCAGGUUAGGAAAUCUGUCAUGGUAGGGAACGAGGGUUGUGUCCUGCCUAUUAAAUAUAUUGGUUCAUUGCAAGUUACAUGGAUUGGCAAUUUUAAAACACUACAAUUCAAUAAAAUGCAUGAAUAUUAGAGAAGUGCUGAACAUUAUUUUGGAUGCUGGCUGCUUGGACAUUUAACUGUGUCAUCUGCUUUGGAGAAGAAAAUAUGCAUAUAUCUUUGCCUGUUUGAUCCCAUAUGUUCUGAAAAUUCUUUUCCAUAAGUUAUGGAGAACUCACAACUGAGAUGAUAAACCACGAAAUAGCCUUUAAAAUUGGUGCCAUGUAUCUGACAGUUCUCUUUUGCAAUGUUUUAAAAUUGCCUUGUAAUUAGAAUGGCUUCAAAGUUUGUAGAUUGUAAAUUAUACUGAGAGCUUUGUACCUCUUUGGUCAAGACCAAGUCUAUAACAAAACUGGCUCUGUGAUAAGUUGGGCCUGCCCAGUAAUACUAAAUAUUCCUGGACAACAAAUGAUAGUGUAAUGUGCUCACCACACUGCCAUUUUUAAUGACUCAGAGGCAAAUUGAUUUUUUAAUACAAUUCUAGACUAACCUAUCCACUUAAUAAAGGAUUGCAUAUGUGAAAAAUGAAAAUAUGAGAAAGCAUGUGUUCAUGAUGAAGUAUUUGCUUUUAAUAAGAAUAAAACACAUUUUAAUUGGAGAAACUUUUUUGUACAUUUUAGCAGUUUCGCUCAAUUGAAAUUAUACAUGAACAGAAAACAAAUUCAUUUGGAAAUCAUGGCUAUUUUCCAAAGUGUGCCUACAGCUAGGUUCAGGUGUCAGCAUUUGACCCUCGUAGGGGACAUUUAGCCGUUCCAGGUCUGUUCUUUAAGAAACAGAAUUUUCAAAAAAACAGCUCGGCAUAGCAAGAAUGGGUGUCAGAAAAUUGUCACAAGCUCUACUCUGCUAUUGAGUAUGGUGGUAAAUCACCUCUCCUCUUAGAGUCUUGCUUUUUAUUUAUCCUUGUGACGAAUUUGGGGGUCGCUUCUUGGGGUGAGCCUUUUCUGCUAUGUGACUGGCAAUGUUUCUAAAAAUGCAGUAUAGUAGAAAUUGUCCAAGACAAAAUAUCCAACCCCAUUCUCUGUGAAUAAGCAUUUUGACCAUGAAAAUUUUUGUUUUUGUUUCUAAUGUAAAUAGAGUCCAUUAGUAA